AUGUCGAAAAAUCCUACCGUUAACAACAUUAAAGUGUUGUUCCAUAAGAUGACCCUGGCCGCAUGUGAGUACUUUGAUAUAGUUUGCACCGCGUCCAUAAACCCACGGACAUGCAUAGGUAAAUACAUUUCAAACCGAAUGCGGACGAUUCCGGGAGAAGUUAUCAUCGCAGAUUAUUCUGAAGGUACCUCGGAGUUCAGAAGUACUAGCCUCACAAAUCGUAUUGCACCCGAUACGUCAACUGGCACACCACCAAUUCGUUCACUUCAAAAGACGGAGAGUCAGUUUUUGUUGGCUAACGGCUGA
Molecule: messenger RNA, 306 nt
Organism: Opisthorchis viverrini
Lineage: Eukaryota; Metazoa; Platyhelminthes; Trematoda; Opisthorchiida; Opisthorchiidae
Exons: 1
Coding region: 1-306 (101 amino acids)
Source: RefSeq, a predicted model, not a curated record